Messenger RNA from Aureobasidium pullulans EXF-150, 320 nucleotides. RefSeq lists its product as uncharacterized. The record is from RefSeq and is a predicted model, not a curated record. The transcript has a single exon. The annotation marks the transcript as partial. NCBI's taxonomy places the organism in Eukaryota, Fungi, Ascomycota, Dothideomycetes, Dothideales, Saccotheciaceae.
UCUACUGACCCACGUGCAAUAUGCCACGAGGUGACUGAAUCCCGGCAAAGCACUUGGCACAACCCACAACUAAGAAAGUCCUACAGACUUGCUCCUCUUAUUCUCAAAUACGCCAAAAAAAAAUUCAGUGCUUCGACAAACAUGGCGACAGGAUUCAGAUCUUUACCUCUCGAGGUCCGAAAUAUGAUAUACGACCACGCUUUGGAAGACGACUACGACAUCUUCACCAAAGGCGUACAAGCCAUCUUGAAAGUGUGCCCGGAGAUCACAAGGGAGAUCUACUCAUACCGCCGCAUCUACACCACAAUCAUCGUCACUGA